Molecule: messenger RNA, 1515 nt
Organism: Sugiyamaella lignohabitans
Lineage: Eukaryota; Fungi; Ascomycota; Dipodascomycetes; Dipodascales; Trichomonascaceae
Gene: BNA4
Product: kynurenine 3-monooxygenase
Exons: 1
Coding region: 1-1515 (504 amino acids)
Biological process (GO): NAD+ metabolic process; L-tryptophan catabolic process; quinolinate biosynthetic process
Cellular component (GO): mitochondrial outer membrane
Molecular function (GO): FAD binding; kynurenine 3-monooxygenase activity; NAD(P)H oxidase H2O2-forming activity
Source: RefSeq, a predicted model, not a curated record
AUGUCUUCUAACGAGUCACAUACUGUUGGCAUUGUGGGUGCUGGGCUGGUAGGCUGUUUGGCUGCUCUGGCGUUUGCUAAUGAGGGAUUCAAGGUUGAGCUGUUUGAGUCGCGGCCUGAUCUCCGGGACCCAGAUCAGCAGGUCCUUUCGCAAUUGAGAUCUAUUAAUUUGGCGGUUUCUGCUCGUGGAAUCACUGCUCUGAGAUCUGUUGAUGAGGAGAUGGCCGACAGAGUCCUCAAGGACCUCGUUCCUAUGCAUGGUAGAAUGGUUCAUGAUCUCAAUGGAAAGCAGAUUUGCCAGAAGUAUGGGCUCUAUGGAGAGUGUAUCAACUCGAUCAAUCGAUCUCUUCUCAAUCGUUCAUUAUUAGAUGAGCUAGAUAAACUCGAUAAUGUCAAAGUCACCUUUAAUCACAAGCUUAUUCGUUUAGACAAUCUGAAACGUUCAUCUUCUGAUAAUCUCGAAAAUGCUGCUAAUAGUGAAGUAGUCCGUGGACACUUUGUGGGUACCAAGACAAAUGAAUCUUUGACAGUAGAAAAUGUCAAUGUCUGGAUAGGAGCAGAUGGUUCAUACUCUCAAGUACGUUCUCAAAUUCAGAGAGCUUUACAAAUGAACUUUUCUCAAGAAUACAUUGACCACUACUAUCUCGAACUACGUAUUCCUGCUAAGAACGAGACAGCCAAGUCGAGCCACUUUGAUUCGACCUGUCCUGAGGCUGUCGAAGUAGGAACGGAAGCCAAAUUCGCUCUGAAUCCUAAUCAUCUUCAUAUAUGGCCUCGUCAUGAGUACAUGUUAAUUGCACUUGCCAAUUCAGACGGCUCUUUCACAUGUACCCUUUUCGCUCCCAAGAGCCUGUUCGACAAGGAACUGGCUAUUUCAGCGUCGGAUGCUGAUGUAGUUUCUUUCUUUAGGACUAAUUUUCCCAGUGCUAUAGAGCUCAUGGGAGAUGAUCUGCUAUUGGAGUCGUUCAGAAAGAACCCUCGCGGAUCGUUGGUAUGUGUCAAAUGCUCUCCUUAUAAUGUCGGAGGUAAAGCUAUUAUUAUUGGCGAUGCAGCCCAUUCAAUGGUACCAUUUUAUGGUCAAGGUAUGAACUGUGGAUUUGAAGACGUUCGCACGCUCAUGGCUAUUCUCAAGAAGCACGAAUUUGACUUUGAAACCGGUUUCAACGAGUAUACCGAGACCCGCCGCAAGGAUCUGGGUGCCAUUGUCGACCUCUCGAUGCGAAACUAUCAAGAAAUGCGCCACGACGUUACCAGUACUGCAUAUUUGCUCCGCAAGUCUGUAGAUGGAUUCCUGUCGCGAGUCAUGGGCGAUUUCUGGCUGCCACUCUACACGAUGGUCUCGUUCCGAGCAGACAUCCCCUACUCACGAGCUGUCCAAGAACGCCAAUGGCAAAACGACAUCCUCACCUGGGUCAUUCGAGCCUCCGUCGGCACCUCUCUCCUCGCAGGCACUGCCCUAUGGCACGGCAGACUGUUCAACACCCUCAGCUCUCUUUACUCUAGACUGACUCGUUAG